AGGACCUCAGCAUCCUCGUCUCUUAAACCAGGACCAUGUCUGCCAUGUGUGUGUCGGUGGUGCUCUUAUAUACAGUGGUGAUUGACAUCUCAGCCCGAGUUUUGACCACAACAAGCCCGGCUGACCAGCUCGUCCUAUCUCCCCGUCACUACCAGCAUACAGACCCUAGCUCAGGCACCCAGCUGGUCUGCGACAAGUGCCCGGCUGGUACCUACGUGUCCUUACACUGCUCCCCCACAGCUGUGAGGGAGUGCAGCCCGUGUCCUGACGGCACCUUCACACGGGGCGAGAAUGGAGUCCAGCAAUGCCAUCGCUGUCGGGCUCCGUGCCCUACAGGCUUUUUUGAGAAAGCCAGCUGCACGACCACCCAGGACCGUAUAUGCAUUUGUCCACCCAACAGCUACUUGUCGGUGGAUAGUGCAGAGUGUAAACCACACUCACUAUGCCCUGUGGGGACAAGAAUAAAAAAACGAGGCAGCGCAACAGAGAAUGUGGUCUGUAAACUAUGUACCAAGGGCACUUUUUCAGAUGUGCGUUCGAGUUUGGUGAAGUGCCGAGCCCACACAAACUGCCAAGCCCAGGGACUGGUGCUGCUCACCCCAGGGACUAGAGAGACAGAUAAUGUUUGUGGACCCUCCUCUUUAUCUUCAUCUGUUUCGACAACCACCUCACCUGGGCCUUCACAGGAUGUGCUUGAACGCCAAACUUCUUCAUUAUCGUCACUGAAUGGACCUGCACAUGAAGGCAUCUACAGCCAGUCAGCACCCAUGCCACUGAGGGAAAGCCCGGGAUGGGAAAACCGGCGUACAGAGGAGCUGAGUCCCCCAGGCACUCCCAUCCCACAAAGCCGUGAUCCCCCAAGGACUCUACCACCCCCAGCUGAAAAGCAACCAAUGAAUAGUGAGCACCAGAGGGGGCAACCCAAUUCUGACCCUGUGCCAGGGCCCAACAAGCAGGCAAUGGAGGGUCUGGAGGUUGCUGAGGUACUCCAAGUUGGGACAGGUACCAGCAAGGUUGCAGAGCAGGGGAGUGGAGGUGGUAUCUCCAGCUACUACAGGCCCACGCGGAGGGGGUCCCCAAGGCCAAGUACUCAUAAUCACUUUGACAUCAAUGAACACCUGCCCUGGAUGAUCGUGCUGCUCCUGCUGCUGGUUUUGGUUGUAAUUGUAGUGUGUAGUGUGAAGCAGAGCUCUCGGGUGCUUAAGAAGGGCCCAGUGCAGGAUCCAAGUAGCAUCAUUGAGAAGGCGAUUCAGAAGAAACCAUCUCAGCCUCCAAUGCAGGUCAAGGAGAAGUGGAUCUACUACUCCAACGGCCAGGGGGUGGAUAUCCUGAAGCUGGUGGCGGCCCACGUGGGUACCCAUUGGAUCGAGAUCUAUCAGUCCCUGGCUAACGCCACGGAGCGUGAGGUAGCAGCCUUCUCCAAUGGCUACUCAUCAGAUCACGAGAGGGCUUACGCAGCGCUGCAGCACUGGACCAUCCGGGACAGUGACGCCAACUUGGCCAAGCUGAUCAAUGCCCUGCACCGACAGCGCCGCAUCGAUGUAGUUGAGAAAAUCCGCUGUGUCAUGGAGGACAACCCACAGUUUGACAUCAACCAGCUGAUGACCUCGGUGAAUGUAACCAAAAGCCUCAGUCCGGUCCACAAGACGCUGGAUUCUCCCAGCAGCGUUGGAGGCGGCAGCAACCGCAGCGGUGGCAGCGGCAGUAGUGGUAGCAUGGGUGUGGAGCAGUCGCCGGUGGAUCGCACCAAAGGCUUCUUCCCAGACGAAUCGGAGCCUCUGCUGCGCUGUGACUCCACCUCCAGCAAAGACUCCGCCCUCAGCAGAAACGGCUCCUUUAUUACCAAAGAGAAGAAAGACACUGUGCUCCGGCAGGUGCGUCUGGACCCAUGCGACCUACAGCCCAUCUUUGACGACAUGCUGCACAUCCUGAACCCUGAGGAGCUGCACGUGAUCGAGGAGAUCCCGGACGCCGAGGACAAGCUGGAUCGCCUUUUUGAGAUUGCCGGAGUCAAGAGCCAGGAGGCCAGCCAGACGCUGCUGGACUCGGUCUAUAGCCACCUACCAGACCUGUUAUAGGGGAGGAAAGGAAGAAGGAAGCACU
Messenger RNA from Limanda limanda (common dab), 2103 nucleotides. RefSeq names its product tumor necrosis factor receptor superfamily, member 21 (gene tnfrsf21). Gene Ontology annotation, molecular function: protein binding. The record is from RefSeq and is a predicted model, not a curated record. Gene Ontology annotation, biological process: oligodendrocyte apoptotic process; negative regulation of T cell proliferation; negative regulation of myelination. The coding region runs from base 36 to 2078 and encodes 680 amino acids. The transcript is spliced from 6 exons. NCBI's taxonomy places the organism in Eukaryota, Metazoa, Chordata, Actinopteri, Pleuronectiformes, Pleuronectidae.